UAACGCAUAUACACUUCUUGAUUCUGUCGUUGAGAAAAAGAUAUCAAAAACCAAUUUACUCAAUAGGGAAUGAAGAAUCCGAUAAUGACUACAUGGAGAAAAGUGAAGUCUUUUGGGCAUACGAGCUCUACAACGACGACGCCCUCGUUGACGAAGAGCAAGUCUUGUUAUGGCUCUUUUCGUCUCGAGGAUGCUAAGAGCGAAGAACCAAAAGGAAAGACGAAGAAAGAGUCGCCUUCACAUGGGUUUUUCACGGUUUACGUUGGUCCGACGAAACAGAGAAUUGUGGUGAAGACGAAACUUCUGAACCAUCCUUUGUUCAAGAACUUGUUAGAAGACGCAGAGACUGAGUAUGGAUAUAGACACGAUGGACCUAUUGUUCUUCCUUGUGAGGUUGACUUCUUCUUCAAGGCUUUGGCGGAUAUGAAGUCUAAUGAUCAUCAUGGUCAUCAUGAUGAUGGUGAUGAUGAUUAUGAUGAUGAUAGUUUCAUUAACUCUCCACUUUGCGGUAUAUGUAGUCCGUAUAGAUCAUACGGUGGUGGUGCGGAUCUUAUGGCCAUGAGACGGAACGGGUCAUACAAGCUUCUUCGAUCUCCGUCUUUGUUCAAGUUGAAUAGAUUUUGAAACUUCUACAUUAUAUAUCUAAGUUCAUGUUCAUAACAUUACCGUAUACUUUUUUUUUUUUUUGGUAUGAGUGGAAAUGUGAAAGAAAACACUCUCACUUCUCCUUAAUCUUAAAUAAUUAGCUUGAAGUACUUUUCAUAUAUUUUGAUGUCGGCUUAUAUCAUAUUUGACACAUUGUUAUUAUUGAUAUAUGUAUAUGGUUUGUAUCUUAAUAUAGUUUGAUUUCGGA
This is a messenger RNA of Capsella rubella, 853 nucleotides long. Its product is annotated as auxin-responsive protein SAUR72. The record is from RefSeq and is a predicted model, not a curated record. Gene Ontology annotation, biological process: response to auxin. The transcript has a single exon. The coding region runs from base 70 to 624 and encodes 184 amino acids. Lineage: Eukaryota; Viridiplantae; Streptophyta; Magnoliopsida; Brassicales; Brassicaceae.